This is a messenger RNA of Cataglyphis hispanica, 1416 nucleotides long. Its product is annotated as ubiquitin-conjugating enzyme E2 J1-like. The record is from RefSeq and is a predicted model, not a curated record. The transcript is spliced from 5 exons. Lineage: Eukaryota; Metazoa; Arthropoda; Insecta; Hymenoptera; Formicidae. The coding region runs from base 383 to 1180 and encodes 265 amino acids.
UAUUAAGGUUUAUCGAUGAUCUUUCCUAUCCGCGGCGCAUCAGGUUGCGGGGUUCGCGGGGCAACGUUAAAUGCGAGCGCGUCGAGUUAACGUAACGUCACAAUUCGCGACGCGGCGGAUCACUCUACGUAGGUUUGCCGUGUCGUGCCGCGACGCGGAAAAUCAUUUUUGGGGAUACUCGACGACGCCGAUAAUAAAUAUGUAAACGAAGAGGCUCCACUUAUUGAGGCUGUGCGCGCGUCCGUGGAUCAGCAGCGUCUAGAGAGACGUGUCGUUCCUGACGUAUUUUCCCCAUUUCGAUUUUUAACCUGCGCAUCGAGGAAACGAACGAAAAGAAUAUCGAGAGAACUGGAGAACGAAGGAAAAGCCGCCGUAUGCCAAAAUGUCAUUCGAGGGAAAGUACAACGCCAAGAGCCCGGCGGUGAAAAGAUUAAUGAGAGAGGCACAAGAGUUGCAUGAAGCUACUGAAGAGUAUUACGCAUCUCCUCUUGAGGAGAAUCUAUUUGAGUGGCAUUUCACAGUACAAGGACCGCCAUCCACAGACUUUGAAGGUGGUGUUUACCAUGGAAGGAUUUUAUUACCACCAGAGUAUCCUAUGAAACCACCAAAUAUCAUUUUGUUGACACCAAAUGGCCGUUUUGAAACAAAUAAGAAAAUAUGUCUGAGUAUUUCUGGUCAUCAUCCUGAAACAUGGCAACCAUCAUGGAGUAUUAGAACGGCACUGUUGGCUUUGAUAGCUUUCAUGCCUACACCAGGAAGCGGUACCAUUGGAGCAUUAGAUUACAGUACUGAGGAACGGCAAAAACUUGCCAAAAAAUCAUUGAACUGGCAAUGUGAUACAUGUGGUAAAGUUGUAAACUUGUUGUCCAAGAACUCAGUUAAAAAACCUAUCACCGAGGAAGAGCAAACCAUGCUGAAUACAAUUGCCCUAAAGGCUGAUGAUUCACCUACAUCAGAUGUAUCUUUUGCGGAUAAUACGGGAAGUUCACCCGAGAACGAAAUACGACACCGUAACGUGGAAACGAUUUCGAUGGAAAAUGCAGAUCGUCAACAAGCUGAUAUUAUUCUAAAUCGUGUAGAGACAAUGUCCUCUUCAAACGAUUUAUUUUGGAGUAUUCUUAUCGCCUCAUUAGUAUCCGCAAUUAUUCUAUUGAUCCUACGACGAUUAUUUCUUGUUUAACUUAUUCUUUUUUGAAAGACAAAAAUAUGUCUGGAAAAUAAAAUAAAUUUUAUACAUGUUUUAUGGAUAUCGUUAAUAAGACAAAAAAAACAAUCAGAUUCAUAUUUAACACAAACUGUCUGAUUUUCAUAAAAACGUAUAUAAUACAUGACGAAAGUAUGCAUUAAUAUAUUAUAUAUCUCUAUAUUUUUUGUUCUUGUAGAACUGCACUUAUAUUUAUCUUCUUUUAAUUAUUG